ACCACACGUAACAUGGCUUCUGCUGCAAAGUUCCCUUCGAACAAUAGUCCCUAUAGUGACCUUCCACCCAUUGUAUCACAGCUUCUUGAGGCCAAAGCCAGGAAAGGCCUAACCUUUGAAGAGAUAGGGAAAGCAGUCGGCAAAGACGAAGUAUGGAUUGCCGCGUUAUUCUAUGGGCAGGCUAAGGGGUCACCGGAGCAGCUGGCUUCUAUUGCCCAGGUUUUAGAGAUCUCAGAGGUAAACUUGAAGGCCGAGCUCGGAGCACAUUGGUUCCCUAAUCGUGGAAUCGGACCUAUCCCUCCAACGGAUCCGGUCUUAUAUCGUUUAUUCGAGGGUGUAUUAGUCUACGGACAUGCCCUCAAGGCUGUCAUUCACGAGAAAUUCGGUGAUGGUAUUAUGAGCAUGAUCGACUGCAAAGUUCAUGUCGAGAAGAAGCCCGACCCCAAGGGAGACCGUGUGGUCUUGACGUUUGAUGGAAAGUUCUUACCUUAUGCUACAUGGUGAUUCUGUGCCCUUUGAAUGAAACCCCCUAGUCAACGUUCCCGUGUAUGAGACACCUCGGCCAAUGAAAGAGUUCUUCACAUACAAAC
This is a messenger RNA of Heterobasidion irregulare TC 32-1, 590 nucleotides long. RefSeq lists its product as uncharacterized. The coding region runs from base 13 to 504 and encodes 163 amino acids. The transcript is spliced from 7 exons. The record is from RefSeq and is a predicted model, not a curated record. Gene Ontology annotation, molecular function: DNA binding; cyanate hydratase activity. NCBI's taxonomy places the organism in Eukaryota, Fungi, Basidiomycota, Agaricomycetes, Russulales, Bondarzewiaceae.